Messenger RNA from Aspergillus tanneri, 1683 nucleotides. RefSeq names its product MDR family MFS transporter. The transcript has 5 exons. Gene Ontology annotation, biological process: transmembrane transport. The coding region runs from base 1 to 1683 and encodes 560 amino acids. The record is from RefSeq and is a predicted model, not a curated record. Gene Ontology annotation, molecular function: transmembrane transporter activity. NCBI's taxonomy places the organism in Eukaryota, Fungi, Ascomycota, Eurotiomycetes, Eurotiales, Aspergillaceae.
AUGGCGGCUAAGCCAACCGCUCCCACGGCCAAUAGGGAUAUCUCAUCCCCCAAGCACGGCCAUGCAAAUACUACCGUUACCAAUAGUGAGGAUGAACUGAUGAGCCAUAAGGAGAAGCACGAGGCGGCCCCACCACCAGCACCCGCGGGAACCCCGAAGCCCGUGUACCCCACGGGGUUCAAGCUCGUCUUGGUUGUGUUGUCGUUGCUCUUAGCCAUGUUCUUGGUUGCACUAGAUAUGAGUAUUAUUGCCACGGCCAUUCCAAAGAUCACACGCGAGUUUGGCAGUUUGGACCAGGUCGGUUGGUAUGGAUCGGGAUUCUUCUUAACACUUGGGGCUUUUGUGUCCUUCUGGGGCAAGGCCUUUAAGCAUGGUCCCGUUAAGUGGGUGUUCCUGGGGUCGAUCUUUAUAUUUGAGAUUGGGAGCUUGAUCUGCGGCGUGGCCCAGAAUAGUACGACGCUGAUCGCGGGACGCGCUGUUCAGGGCGUUGGAGGUGCCGGCACAACCAGCGGUGUGUACCUGCUGAUGGCCAUCUCCUUGCCCCCGCCCAAGGUGCCCACCUACCUGGGGUUAACUGGCGGUAUUUUUAGUCUGGCGAGUGUCGCUGGACCUCUGCUUGGAGGAGCCUUCACAGAUCGAGUGACCUGGCGGUGGUGCUUCUUUAUCAACCUUCCAAUUGGUGGGCUGGUGAUGAUUAUCAUCGCACUCGUAUAUCAGCCACCGGCAUUUAUGAAGCCAGUGCCGAUCACUCCGAAGGAACUGCUGCUGACCCUGGAUCUUCCGGGUAUGGCUCUCCUGAUCGGAUCGCUUACUUGCUUCUUCCUAGCUCUCGAGUGGGGUGGAACCACUAAGGCGUGGAACUCCUCCGAGGUAAUCGGGACGUUAAUCGGGUGGGUUUUGUUGACGAUUAUCUUCGGAAUCCUGGAGUGGAAACAAGGAGAACGAGCCGUUAUUGUCGGUCGGAUUAUGCGGCGGCGGACGAUCUGGGUCUGCAGUGCCUUUAUUGGCUGCACGAACUUUGCUGGAUUCGCCCGAACCUACAACCUGCCCAUCUACUUCCAGGCUAUCGACGGAGUAUCUCCCUGGCAGAGUGGGGUCCGUGUACUGCCGACGAUUCUAUCUCUCUGCAAGAUCGGAUGGUACCAGCCCUUCCUGAUUGUCGGAAGCAUGCUCGCGAUUAUUGGAGGUGGCUUAAUCUAUACCUUUAAUAUUGGCACCCCGACAGGCAAGUGGAUCGGAUACCAAAUUAUCGCUGGUUUCGGAUUGGGGUUGGCCAUCCAAACUCCCGUUAUUGUGGCCCAGUCAACCACGGCCCAACCCGACGUUGGCAUGGCCAUGUCAAAUGUGCUAUUCUUCCAGUUCGUGGGCGGCUCCUUUGGCACAUCGUGUGCACAAGCUAUUUUUAACAACGGCCUCCUUAAAAGUCUUCCACGGCUGGCCCCCGACGUGUCCCCUGAAUCUGUCCAGAGCACUGGUGCCUAUGACCUCCGCGGGGUCUUCUCCGGAGAUCAGCUGCUGGGAGUCUUGCAGGCGUAUAUGGUUGGCCUCAAGCAUGCCUGGAUCAUGAGUAUCGUCCUCUCGGGGGCCACACUUAUCUUAGCUUUCUGCGGUGAAUGGAUCAACAUCAAGCCCAAAGCUCUUCCGGCGGUCAGCCAGCCCAAAAAUAAUGAUUCAGCAGCCUAA